AUGGCUUCUCUAAGUCCAACUCUGCCAUUAUGGCGGAGUGUUGCACCUCGCUUGUCAAAGGAACUGUUCACUUGCAGACAAUGCCUUCGGAAGCAAGGCUUCGCUGGCCCAACCGUGCGCCGGUUCGCGGCCAUGCCCUCUCCGAAGCCCCAAAUGAUCCGAAGCUCGAUCUUUGCCGACAAGAACAGGCAAUUUUUCACCUCGAGCUUGCGCCGCUCGGUCGCUGCCCCCACGCUCGAAGCUGCUGCGGGAGAAACUGCAGCAAAGACCAAGUCAAGUUUCCCCAAGAUCAGCGACAAGACCGUGGCUUACUGGCUAUUGGGCAGUGCUGCCAGUGUCUUUGGUAUCGUCGUCUUUGGAGGUCUUACUCGACUGACGGAAUCUGGUUUGAGUAUCACCGAAUGGCGCCCUGUUACUGGUUCUCUCCCACCCAUGAAUGCCGAUGACUGGGAGUCGGAGUUCGCCAAAUAUCGUGCCUCUCCGGAAUUCCAGCUGCUGAACCCCAACAUGACAUUGUCCGAAUUCAAGUCCAUCUACUACAUGGAAUGGAUCCAUCGCCUUUGGGGCCGAUUCGUCGGUCUUUCGUUCGUCUUGCCUGCUGUCUACUUUGUCGCUCGGAAGAAGGUCUCCGCCCCCAUGGCCCUGCGUCUGGGUGGCAUUGCUGGUUUGAUUGGUUUCCAAGGCUUCAUCGGUUGGUGGAUGGUCAAGUCGGGUCUGAAGGAUGACCUCUUCGCUCCUGGAAGUCACCCUCGAGUCAGCCAGUACCGCCUGACAGCCCACCUGGCUACGGCAUUCACCUGCUACGUUGCUAUGCUCUGGAAUGGCCUGGCUAUUCUGCGGUCUCACCGUUUGAUGAAGGAUCCGUCUGAGGGACUGAACCAGCUGAACGCUCUUCGUGAUCCUCGUCUAGCCUUUUUCCGUCGUUCUGUCGCUGGUCUGGCGCUCCUUGUUUUCACCACUGUCAUGUCAGGCGGUCUUGUCGCUGGUCUCGACGCCGGAUUGAUUUACAACGAGUUCCCCUACAUGGGCAAGGGACUCGCGCCUCCUAGCACUGAACUGUGGGAUGCCCACUAUUCUCGCCGCGAAGAUCGAUCCGACUUGUGGUGGCGAAACAUGCUCGAGAACCCCUCCCUCGUCCAACUCGACCACCGCAUUCUUGCCAUGACCACUUUCACAUCCAUCGUCGCUCUCUUUGCCUAUUCCCGCCGAGCUUCUAUUAAGCGUCUUCUGCCCGCACCGGCUCGCAAGGGAAUGCACGGUGUUCUUGGCUUUGCCUGCAUGCAAGUCGCGCUUGGUAUCUCCACUCUGCUGUACCUGGUGCCCACACCACUCGCCUCUGCCCAUCAAGCUGGCAGCUUAUUCCUGCUGACUUGGGUCAUGAUUCUGGGUAGCCGUGUGUGGCACCCGUCACGCACAGCCAAGCUUCUGCAAAUGGCUGCCAAGGCACGAGGCCAACAGCUGUCAAGCUCCACUGCCUCAGCGAUGAAGCGGCUGUGA
Penicillium oxalicum is the source of this 1497-nucleotide messenger RNA. RefSeq names its product cytochrome c oxidase assembly protein cox15 (gene cox15). The record is from RefSeq and is a predicted model, not a curated record. Gene Ontology annotation, biological process: heme A biosynthetic process. The transcript is spliced from 2 exons. Gene Ontology annotation, cellular component: mitochondrial inner membrane. Bases 1 to 1497 code for a protein of 498 amino acids. NCBI's taxonomy places the organism in Eukaryota, Fungi, Ascomycota, Eurotiomycetes, Eurotiales, Aspergillaceae. Gene Ontology annotation, molecular function: oxidoreductase activity, acting on NAD(P)H, heme protein as acceptor.